AUGUCGCCGGCUGCCAUCGCAGAAGCACAUGGAGAUCCAUAUGUAGCCGCCAUCAGGGCGGUGAGCAAUGGAUCUUCGUCAUAUAUGAACGGAGGAGCUGUACAAGGCAUGAAGAGAACCACAUUCCUAUUUGACCGACAUCUCCAUAAGGAUUUCCCAGUCAUCGUACGAGGAAGUGGAAGUAAUCUCUACACUAAAGACGGACGAGUCAUAUUCGAUGCAACAUCCGGCGCCGCUGUCUCAUGUUUGGGACAUGGCAACAAGCGAGUCACCAAUGCCGUAUAUCAGCAAAUGGCAUCCGGCAUUCCAUACCUAGCCUCAGGAUUCUUCGGAAACGAGACUGUGGAUGAUCUUUGCGAGGAACUCAUCAACGGCACUGGUCGAAAAAUGGCCCGAGUCUAUUUAACUGGUUCAGGAUCCGAGGCUAUGGAAGCCACAUGCAAAUUGGCACGGCAGUACUUUUACGAAAAAGAUAAAUCCACCCCACGAGUCAACUUCAUUACUCGGGAAGGAUCAUAUCAUGGCAACACCCUCGGUGCAUUAGGCAUGUCAGGCCACAAAGCCCGCCGCGCUCCCUACACUCCCUUCCUCAUGCCCAACGUCCAUCACGUGUCCUCCUGUAAUCCCUAUCGGCAACGACUCCCCAACGAAUCCGACGCCUUGUUCGUCUCGCGCAAAGCCGCAGAACUAGAAGCCAAAUUUCAAGAACUGGGCCCGGAAACCGUCAUUGGUUUCUGCGUCGAACCCAUCGUAGGAGCCGCCCUCGGUUGCGUAGCCGCACUCCCCGGCUACCUUAAAGCCAUGCGCGACAUCUGUCAUCGCCACGGCGCGCUCUUCAUCCUCGACGAAGUCAUGUGCGGCAUGGGUCGCACUGGCACUCUGCACGCCUGGCAAUCGGAAAACGUAGCCCCAGAUCUGCAAACUAUCGGUAAAGGACUCGGUGGUGGAUAUCAACCUAUAGCCGGUGUUCUCAUCUCGCAAAAAGUCGUCAAUGUUCUCUACAACGGCACCGGGCAAUUCAUCCACGGACAAACCUACCAAGGAAUGCCCGUCCAAGCCGCUGCUGCCCUCGAAGUCCAACGCAUUAUCCGCCAACACAACGUUCUAGAUAACGUACGCAUCCAAGGAGCGUAUCUCGGCAAACUGCUCAAGCAACAUCUCGCAGACCAUCCGCACGUGGGCGAUAUCCGUGGCAAGGGACUUUUCUGGGGCAUCGAAUUUGUCAAGGAUAAAAAGAGCAAGAUGGCUUUUGAUACCAAACUUAGUGUGGCGCAGCGGAUACACGAUACGGCGAUUUCUCAUCCGUAUAAUAUGACCAUGUAUCCGGGCACGGGAACCGUCGAUGGUAUGUGUGGUGAUCAUAUCAUGCUGUCGCCGAAUUAUCUGGUGACGAAGGAGGAUGUUGAGUAUAUUGUGAGGACGGCGGUCGAUGUUAUUGAAUCUGUUUUGGAAAAUCUGUAA
Sclerotinia borealis F-4128 is the source of this 1461-nucleotide messenger RNA. Lineage: Eukaryota; Fungi; Ascomycota; Leotiomycetes; Helotiales; Sclerotiniaceae. The record is from the annotation of a GenBank genome assembly.